AUGCUCCUUAAAUUUUCAAAGUCGGAUAUCCUGAAUUCAGCUCUCGUCUAUCCUGAGACCGGUGCUCUUGGAUAUACCAUCCUUACCAGGUCUCAUUUUAUUCGCGACAGUGGUAAGGAUUCAGACACAGAAAGCGAAGACGACAAUGGGGAGACUCGCAGGACGAUCAUAUAUAAUAAACUAGGGAGGUCACUGCUGAGAUCGGAGAUUGUCAUCGGCAAGGAAAAAAUCAUCGGAGCGAAAGGGAUGUUUGGGUGCUCGAGUGCCAUAUUAUCUCGCAAUGUCCUCGGCAUACCUACACGCUUCGACACGGAAUACUUUUGGAUGGCAGCACCAGAUGCACUAACACUUCUUGACUAUGAUUCAAAUCAGACGAAAGGUUCUUUUCACACCAAUAGUAUGCGUGUGGGCGAACACUUCAUUGCCGCUCCGAUAUCCGGUCUAGGACACGACUAUCUGGAUUUUGAAACGCAUCCCCUCGCAUCAACAGAGGAACUCCUCGUUUCAUUCAUCCUGAUGGAAGUUCUCCGCCGAAGUCGCUUCAAUCUCCAUACAGACUCAUCAGAUCGUUCGAAGCUCUGGCGGAGUACACCGCUCGCCAAUUGGGGCCGACGAUUACGACGCAGAUCUAUUUGA
This is a messenger RNA of Suillus subaureus, 636 nucleotides long. RefSeq lists its product as uncharacterized. Lineage: Eukaryota; Fungi; Basidiomycota; Agaricomycetes; Boletales; Suillaceae. The record is from RefSeq and is a predicted model, not a curated record. Bases 1 to 636 code for a protein of 211 amino acids. The transcript is spliced from 5 exons.